GUGGGGGAUCAACAACAUCAACCACGCCCAUCUCACGUUCCCCCCCACCAGCCUUCUCCCCGAGACAUCACUGCGUGUUAAUAUACUCUGUACAUAUUUCUAUACAUAUCCCCUCGUUCCUUGCAUUAUUACUACCCCUCCUUCAAACGAUUGUACUGUACACAGCAGCUACGUUAUCUCAGCACCAACAUCCAUUCCUCUCCAUUGCUUGGUUGGUCCCUUACGCCGCCCAGCCACCCCGCCAGCCACGCCCCUCGCUGCACAGAACACCCACCUGCAUCAGCCAGCCAGCCAAGGCUGCCGUGCGUCCCAUCCCCAGGGUGACAACAUUGCCUCCCUCGAUCGCAUCGCGAUAUCUUACUUCGACUUCACGAUUCAAUCCGCAUCCCCUCGCGCGCGAGACGAACUGUUAUCAUCGAAAAGACUACUGGGAGCUUGAUUGACGACUUUUGAGCUGGGAUACUCUGUGGGUGACUCCAACGGAAGCAAGGCUACGGAUUGGCCACUCGAGCGCAGCUACCCGCGACAGGAACUACGCGCGAACACCAUCGAGACACGACUAGAAGCGGCCAUAAUCGCGAUAUCCCGCGUUGCGCAACACCAAUCGCACACGCGCGCAUCGAACAGGAGCGCGGAGCCAGAUAGACGGCUCACGCAGUACACUUCUCUCCCCACGUCCACAGCCUCGCUGUAAUCAACAUAAGCCGCGCACCAUCACCACCACCCACAAACCCACACAAUGGCGCCCCUCCCCCACCCCAGCACCAACGACAUCACCCCCAUCCCGACCACCUACUCGUCUCUCAACGGGCCCCCCCCCGGCCAAAUCGCCGGCAUAGUCCUCGGCUCAGUCUUCGGCUUCAUCCUCAUCGCCUACCUCCUCUACACGACCUGCAGCGGGUCCGCCGUGCUCAUCAGCGACGCCGAGACGGUUUCCGAGGUCGAAGUCCGGAGGCGGAAGAGGCGCGGAAGUAGGAGUAGUAGGGGGACGCCGGUAGUGGAGCGGAUUGUGGUGCAGGAACGCACGGAGAGGAGGAUGGGGAGUGGGAGGAGUCAGAGGAGUAGGAGUGUGGGGAGUGUGGAGGAGGUGGUGGUUAUUGAGGAGGGGAGCCCGCCGCCGAGGAGGAGUAGGAGUCAGAGGGGGGGUGGGUAUAGGGAGGUUGAUCCGAGGGAGUUUGGGGGGGGGGGAAGGCCGAUGAGGGAGGUUAGGAGGGAGAGGAGGUGA
Molecule: messenger RNA, 1225 nt
Organism: Pseudogymnoascus verrucosus
Lineage: Eukaryota; Fungi; Ascomycota; Leotiomycetes; Thelebolales; Thelebolaceae
Exons: 1
Coding region: 740-1225 (161 amino acids)
Source: RefSeq, a predicted model, not a curated record